UCGUUUACCAGUGCGUGUGUCUUUCGGUUGAUUUGAAAUUUCAAAGAGUCCGGAAUAGCUAAACUUGUCAUGGUGAUUAGUAGCGAAAUAAAUGAAUCACUUGGUUUCUCAUCAUGGACAAAAAGGAGAACCAUAUGGGUUAUGAUAAUUUUAUUACUAUUUAUUAUCAUAAUAAGUGUUUUGUUUGUACGGUUUCGAUCUCAGUCCACGAAUAACACCAGAGAAGAAAAUUUUGUGAAAAUGUGUUCAUUGUCUAAGCAUCUGAAAAAAGAAAUUGAUUCAUACAAAGGAGUAGUCAAUAGAAUAGUCAACACAGCAGUCAAUGGACCAUUUAAAGGAUUUACUUGGGCAGAAUUAGGAAAGUUUGUAGACAAAUUCGGCAGUAGAUUUGCAGGUACAGAAAAUUUGGAAAAUUCUAUAAACUACAUGAUUGAAAAAUCAAGAAAUCUGAGUUUGGAAAAUGUUAAUGCAGAACCUGUUAUGAUUCCUCAUUGGGUUAGAGGUUCUGAAUCAGCCAUGCUUAUAUUACCACGCCAAAAGGAUAUUGCAGUUUUAGGAUUAGGAUAUAGUGUUGGCACUCCUGCAGAAGGUAUAAUAGCAGAAGCUAUUGUAGUUAAAAGCCUGGAUGAAUUGAAAAAGAAAGAAAAAGAGAUCACAGGAAAAAUUGUUGUAUACAACCAGGAUUUUGAAUUAUAUGAAAAAGCCGUGAAAUACAGAUACAAUGGUGCCAAUGAAGCGGCAAAAUUAGGAGCUGUAGCUGUUCUUGUUCGAGCAAUAACACCUGUUUCACUAUAUACCCUACAUGCUGGAAGUAUGAAAUAUGCAGAAAACAUUACAAAAAUUCCAGCUGCUAGUAUAACAGUCGAGGAUGCCGAACUUUUAUACAGGUUCCAAAACAGAGGAGAGACAUUGAAAAUUCAACUCAAAAUGGAAGCUAAAAUGCUUCCAGAUGUCGAAUCACGAAAUCUCGUAGUUGAAUUAACAGGAAAUAAGAAACCAGAAAAAGUGGUGGUCGUUUCUAGUCAUAUAGAUAGUUGGGAUGUUGGUCAAGGAGCAAUGGAUGAUGGCGGCGGUGCUUUUAUUUCCUGGAGCUCUUUGGUUCUUCUAAAACGGUUAAACUUACGUCCUCAAAGAACGAUAAGAGGCAUUAUGUGGACUGCUGAAGAAAUUGGUCUAAUUGGAUCAAGAAAUUAUAUUAAAAAGCAUGAAGAAGAGAAAAAGAAUCUUCAAUUUGUGUUGGAUUCUGAUUUAGGAACAUUUAAGCCUCAAGGAUUAGUUGUUUCUGGAAAUGAGCAAGUCCAGUGCAUCGUUCAUAGAAUAUUAAGAUUGCUGAAACCCUUGGGAAAUUUAAACGUUAAAAGGGGAGUGUUAGGAUAUGACACUCUAGAGUGGUUGAAAGGAGGAGUUCCAGGUGCUUCAUUGUGGAAUCAAAAUGAUACAUAUUUUUGGUACCAUCAUACAAAUGCAGACACAAUGUUGGUGGAAGAUCCGUCUGCACUAGAUGCUGGAACUGCACUGUUUGCUGCAGUUUCAUACGUAUUGGCCGAUAUAAGUAUUGAUUUGCCUCAUGGAAACUUAUCUUAACUUACCAGUAGUAAUAAUAAUUAUUUUAUUAUUAUUAUUUUAUGUAAAACUUUUACUCGAGUGAACCCGGUUAUACAUCACAGCCACGGACUAAGUCAAGUGACUCAUGAGAUUAGGAUGUUAGAAGUCAAUCCAAUGCGAUGCUUGAAACCUCCUGCGCUGAUGAAAGGUAUACAAUUACGAACGGCCACGACUUAGAUCCGAUUAUAAAUAUAGAGAUAAAUCCUAAACCUAUUAAUAGUUUAAUAAAAAUAAUUUAUACAUGGCAUCUUUUUUUCACUUAAUUGAUCGACAUAUGACUCAUGUGUGUUGAUAUACUUU
Belonocnema kinseyi is the source of this 1905-nucleotide messenger RNA. Its product is annotated as carboxypeptidase Q-like. Bases 70 to 1584 code for a protein of 504 amino acids. The record is from RefSeq and is a predicted model, not a curated record. The transcript is spliced from 7 exons. Gene Ontology annotation, molecular function: metallodipeptidase activity. Gene Ontology annotation, biological process: peptide catabolic process; proteolysis. NCBI's taxonomy places the organism in Eukaryota, Metazoa, Arthropoda, Insecta, Hymenoptera, Cynipidae.